CUCUCUCUCUCUCUCUCUAAAUCUACAAUGGCUUCCAAGUCUUCGAAUUUUCUUGAGCGCUAUGGUUACGAUUUGCUACUUGGAUCCAUAGCUGCGUUUUAUGUUUUCAUGGCGCCCUACACUAAGGUUGAAGAAAGCUUCAAUGUUCAGGCAAUGCAUGAUAUACUAUAUCAUCGACAUCACUUAGAUAAUUAUGAUCAUUUGGAGUUCCCUGGAGUGGUUCCUCGCACUUUCCUUGGUGCAUUGCUUGUAUCAAGUUUGGCAGCUCCUUCUGUUUUAGCAAUGGACUUGUUGCACGUAUCAAAGAUUUAUAGUAUUUUUGCAGUUCGUUUGGUAUUAGGUGGUGUCAUAUUAUCUACAUUACGCUUCUUUCGUCUUCAGGUUAGACAUAAGUUUGGAGUUCAAGUAGAAGCUUUCUUUGUUAUAUUAACUGCAGUUCAGUUCCACCUUUUGUUCUAUUGUACUCGCCCACUUCCAAAUGUACUAGCUCUGGGUGUAGUCAAUUUGGCAUAUGGAUAUUGGUUAAAGGAGAAAUGUUAUGCAGCUAUAAACUGUCUGAUUUUUGCUACAGUUAUCUUUAGAUGUGAUAUUUUGUUACUUCUUUGCCCUCUUGGCUUGGAGCUUUUGUUGACUAGAAGAAUUUCAUUAUGGAAGGCAUUGAAAUGCUGCAGUUUGUGUGCUAUAUUAUGCAUAGGUCUUACUGUAUUAGUAGAUUCAAUUAUGUGGAAAAGGUUACUGUGGCCUGAAUUUGAAGUUUUCUGGUUCAACUCUGUUCUGAAUCGAAGUUCGGAGUGGGGUACACAUCCGUUUCACUGGUACUUCACUUCAGCACUCCCUCGCUCAUUGCUUGCUGCAUACCCUCUUUUUCUGCUUGGGGUCUUACUGGACAGAAGGAUUUUGUUAUUCAUUCUUCCAGUCUUCUCCUUUGUUUUACUUUACUCUAAGCUUUCCCACAAGGAGCUUCGUUUUAUCAUUAGCUCAGUUCCCAUCUUCAACUUAUCUGCUGCAAUUGCUGCUACUAGAGUCUAUAACAAUAGGAAGAAGACUUAUUGGAAGUUUCUCUAUCCAAUUAUGCUCGGAUUAUUGUUGAUCAGUCUAGGGUGCACCGUCAUAACUUUCAUGGCAUCCAAUGAGAAUUAUCCCAGUGGUCAUGCUCUAAAACAUUUGCAUGAGACUGGCCAGUUUGCUAACAGUACAAAUGAACUUUGGGUUCACAUCGAUACUUUUUCGGCCAUGAAUGGAAUAUCCCGCUUCUGUGAAAAUAAGUUUCCAUGGAGGUAUUCUAAAGAAGAAGGGAUUCCUCCAGAAGAAUUAUGCCAGAGAAAUUUCACCUAUCUUAUAAAUGAACAUCCUGCCAUCGAUGGAUUUAAGUGUCUAUUAGCUGAAAAUGGUUUCUCACGGGUUCGUUUAAGAACUGGCUUCCCACCGAUUUUACUGGUUAAAGAGCCCAAGGUUUAUAUUCAUGGAAAUGUAAGAAACAAAGAUGUCAUGCAUAGAAAUUGGCCAGGCUGCUCGUGACUUUGAUGAGAUAUCUUGCAUUUCAGAUAUGAUCCUUUGGCAGCCAUGGCCCCUCAACAAACCUAUACUUAUUGAGAAAACCUUCCAGCCUGAUGACAAGAAUCCUGUUUCUUAUUAGAAUGAAAUACAGCUCCAAAAAUAUGCCAUAGAACAAAUUCAGUAUGUACACCUGAGUGGGAAAGGAAAUUUGUGAAUUACAAGUGCUCUUAAUUCGUCUUCUAAUAUUUGCUUGUCUGACAAACAGUGUAGCCAUAUCUCAGUAAAACAUAUUCUUAUUUCUGACCUAAUGCAAUGUGUUGAAUUUAACCUUGAUUUGA
Molecule: messenger RNA, 1835 nt
Organism: Prunus mume (Japanese apricot)
Lineage: Eukaryota; Viridiplantae; Streptophyta; Magnoliopsida; Rosales; Rosaceae
Gene: ALG12
Product: homolog of asparagine-linked glycosylation 12
Biological process (GO): protein N-linked glycosylation
Cellular component (GO): endoplasmic reticulum membrane
Molecular function (GO): alpha-1,6-mannosyltransferase activity
Source: RefSeq, a predicted model, not a curated record